AUGAUUCAUCCAUCAGUGAACUCUCCCCUCAACAUGGAUGAAGAGGAAUCGAUGCUGAUAAAGGAAGAAGAUGAAGGAAGUAGUAAAGUCCUUCCUCAAAUCAUGAAGCUAAAACGAAGUCAAUGGUGGAUUCUUGUCUUAAUCAACAUCUUCUUCCUCAUCUCUGCUCAAGCCGUCGCUGUUCUUCUCGGUAGAUUUUACUUCGACCAAGGUGGAAACAGUAAAUGGAUCUCAACUCUUGUCCAAACUGUUGGAUUUCCAAUUCUUUAUCUCCCUCUUUGUCUCCUUCCUGCUUCAAACUCUUCUUCUUCUUCUUCCUCUUCUUCUUCCUCUUCUUCUUCCAAGACUCUGUUUCUGAUAUAUCUUUCUCUUGGUCUCGCCAUUGGUUUGGACAAUCUGUUAUACUCUUACGGUCUUUUGUUACUCUCAGCUUCGACCUAUUCACUUACUUGCGGCACACAGUUAAUCUUUAAUGCCAUCUUCUCUUAUUUCAUCAAUUCUCAAAAGUUCACUUUCUUGAUUCUCGCGUCAGUGAGUCUCCUUACUAUCUCUGCCUCAGUGAUUGCUCUCGACGAUGAUCCGAACGGCCCAUCAGGAGGCUCUAAGUGGCUUUACCUUACCGGUGUUUCACUUACGCUUCUUGCUUCUUUCCUAUAUUCUCUUCAACUCUCACUUAUGCAAUUCUCCUUUGAGAGAAUUAUCAAGAAAGAGACAUUUGGUAUGGUUCUUGAAAUGCAAAUCUACACAUCUCUUGUCGCCUCUUGUGUCUCAGUUAUCGGGCUUUUUGCGAGCGGGGAAUGGAAGAUGUUGAGGAUGGAGAUGGAGGAGUUUCAUAAGGGUCAAUUCAUCUAUGUUUUGACUUUGCUUGGGACAGCAUUUUCAUGGCAAUUGGGUUCCGUAGCAGCCCUAGCGCUCAUAUUUCUCGUGUCUUCGCUGUUUUCGAACCUUAUCGGUACUCUCUCCCUCAUUGUAACGCCUCUCGCAGCAAUUUUCGUGUUCCAUGACAAGUUGACUGUUGGUAAGAUGAUAGGAAUGGUCACGGCCAUCCCGGGAUUGGCUUUAUUUAUGUACCAGAACUAUCUUAAUGACUUGGAAGUACAAAGAGCAAAAAAAAACUCAGGCUGA
Thlaspi arvense is the source of this 1125-nucleotide messenger RNA. The record is from the annotation of a GenBank genome assembly. NCBI's taxonomy places the organism in Eukaryota, Viridiplantae, Streptophyta, Magnoliopsida, Brassicales, Brassicaceae.